AUGGUAAUGGGUCUUUAUGAGCGUGUAUUUUUUAUUAUCUUGUUAAUCUGUUAUUUAAGCUGUGUCAAACCUAUUUGUCUCUUGAUGGUAAUCUCUGCAGUCAAAGCUCGAUUUAGUAAUACUUUUGGGAGAAGCCAAAUUGUAUUACUAUUACUAAAUCAAAUGUAUUUUUUCUUACUCCGCAUGUUUUUUAGCAAUAUUGCAGAUUUGCUUUAUGUGACUGCGAAUAAAAGUGCUGAAAAAAAUAUUACUAAAUCGAGCUUUGACUGCAGUCCCUGUAAUUCAAAUCCCUGUUGUGUAAUGGUUGGUUUACACUUUCUGGAGAUUGUUAACUUGCCCGGUUCAUUAGCAAGAAGGAGCCAGUGUUUGGUCGUGGAGGCUGUUCUUCACUCAAUUGUGAUGUGUAUACCACAAAAGUCAUUCCGAGCGAACACUCUCACAGUAUCCACUUUUCCAUAUAUUCAGAUAUUAACCAUAAAAAAUCUCGAAUACUUCAUUGUAAACUCUUCUGAUAGCUUUGGCCCCUUUAUCGUUACAUUUGAUUAUGAAUUGUGA
Molecule: messenger RNA, 555 nt
Organism: Phycomyces blakesleeanus NRRL 1555(-)
Lineage: Eukaryota; Fungi; Mucoromycota; Mucoromycetes; Mucorales; Phycomycetaceae
Exons: 5
Coding region: 1-555 (184 amino acids)
Source: RefSeq, a predicted model, not a curated record